CCAGCCUCAUUAUGACAUCAUACACGUAACGUUCCUUUUGUUCUUUUUACUUUUUAAAUGCCCUGUUUGAUUCGAGAAGACGGAUUCGAAGUUUCUAGCCACUUUAAGCGCACAUUGUUUCUGUUUAUAAUCUGCUCACGAAGCUACGAAGAUGCUUCGCUCCAGAAUCUCAAAUUUGCCAUUUGUGGAUGGAGCGCACGACAUGUAUACGACAACUAACAAAAGCCACUUUAAAUUAGCAGACACCACAGUCGCGCCGAAACGAGACAUUAUCCUUCAGCCGGUCUCACCAGACUUCCAGCACAGAGACCAGAAUUACCUCGGAGUAAAGCACCAGACGGAGACAGCGCUGUCCUUCCCGCCACAUCCAGCAGCUGCUGUCACGCAGCCAACACUGACCCACCUCACGAUGCUGAAAACCAACUUUAAACUGCAUUCAGAAGACAGCUGUGGAGACUUUAAGACCACUCAGUCUGAUGAGCUAAAGCCCCUACCGAUGUGUGCCGCCAAAAUCAUUCGUCCCCUGAAUGCAGUCAUGACAAGCCUCUCUGAGGACAAAUAUCCUGAGCCCACUUAUAGAGCUUCCUACAUCAAACAUAAAGUGUCCCGGACCCUCAGAGCAAAGCAGUCGGCUAAAACAGGUGUCGGAUCAAGUCUAAUCAUGGACAGAAGGGACAGAUUCCGUUCCAGUUAUCAUGAGCAGUUCCAGUACAGAUGGUCUCCUCGUCCUCCUCAGUCCACAGAGAAGCAACAAAUUCAGUGUUCAUCUGUGGCGAUGGGAGAUCAUGAAAAGACAACGGACAAACUAACAAUGUAUUCUUCCUCAUUCAGACAGUCGGAUGGCCACGGUGCUGCUGAAUUCAAAGAAUGUCUGCUUCCUAAGAUAAGUAAAUGUCGGCCCAUCAACCUUCGGGAAGUUCCUGACCACAAAUGGACAACAGCCUUAUUUGAAGAUUUUCAUGCGUACAAAGGAGGCUCUAUUCACCUAGAGCGCAGAUGCCCGACUCUCAGCUCUGUGUUCAAAGGAAAGAUACUGAUGGACAACAAGGACAGACUGUCAACAACAAACCAGUGCUUUUUCCCGAAGAUAAAGCGCUCCCAGUUCUCAGUGCAUGUGGACGGAGCCGGGAUCAGGACUUUGAGCAAUGUUAAACUCGGGAGGCCUGAUCUAGAUGACACAACAGCACAGGAGCAGCUCCCAUCAAAAGAGGCGGUCCAUCCCAAACCUCCGAUCUACUCGCCUAGCCAUGUUCUGUGUGAGCAAGAACCAGAUCGGAUGCUCACAACCAUGCAAAAAGAUUUUGCUCCUCUGAACUCUAGAAGACAGAAAAUGAGCCCAAGCCAGCUUCAGCAGGUUAAAGAAAGCCAUAUCAGGCCCUGACACAGCGAACAUGACUUCAGGACAACCCACAACAAAGCAUUUGUUCCCAAACCCUACUGCAAGGCAUCCCUGGAAAAGCCACUUCUUCAGCACAUCAGCAAUAUGCCGUUUUGAGUAGAAAAUGUCUGAAUCACGAAAAACGUCUCUAUUCUAAACAAAUGUCAUUUUCUGGCGGAAAGCCUCCUUUAGUGUAUUGUUCAUGCAUAUUCAACUCAACUCCGAAAUCCAACUAAACUCUAGCAUACAAUAAUAACCAACACGGACAAUGACUGUUAUGAUGGAUUUGAUAUUGUUGAUGACGACAAACACAUUUAUGCAUAAACUGGCUUAAAAAGGACACAUACAUUUGUUUAGAGUGCAGACCUUUUUUGUUUUUGACUUUAUUAAAAAGCGUGCAUGUUUCAAAGCAUUGUGUCCUUUCAAAUUCAUGUCAUGUUGGAAGAGCAGAAUUUGGCACACAAUGUCAUUACCUCCAUAAAGUGUCAAAAUUCUCAUCAACAUAAAACAGUUUUUAGGCGUGUUAUGACAACACAACACGACUUAUAUACAGAUCAAAAGUGUGUGUGGGGAACUUCAAGGUUAAGUGGUGAUCUGGAGCUCACCGUGGUAAUGACUACAAGGAGUGUGUCAGAAGGCGACUAACUGAUUUCACACAACACAUACAGGCAUUUAGACCAACACGUGCCAAAUAUUAUAGGCCAGUGCCAGAGGUUAAACGUGCUGCCGUCUGCCAGUGAAGAGCUUCCAUGCAGGUCUGUGUUUGUGUGGGGAAGUGAUGAUAUUGUGCCUGCACCGUAUUUAACCAGAGCCUGUGUGUUAUCAGACCAUCUGUCGAGGUAAUGGUGCCACCUCUAACUCGAAUCUUGCUUUCUCACACUCAAAACAAACACAACAUCUAAGUUGCAACCUUGAACUUCAGCUGUUUGAUGUUCAUGCAUA
Messenger RNA from Carassius auratus (goldfish), 2320 nucleotides. RefSeq lists its product as uncharacterized. Bases 152 to 1381 code for a protein of 409 amino acids. Lineage: Eukaryota; Metazoa; Chordata; Actinopteri; Cypriniformes; Cyprinidae. The transcript is spliced from 8 exons. The record is from RefSeq and is a predicted model, not a curated record.